Molecule: messenger RNA, 1054 nt
Organism: Prosopis cineraria
Lineage: Eukaryota; Viridiplantae; Streptophyta; Magnoliopsida; Fabales; Fabaceae
Product: gamma-glutamyl peptidase 5-like
Exons: 4
Coding region: 130-867 (245 amino acids)
Cellular component (GO): cytosol
Source: RefSeq, a predicted model, not a curated record
GUAAUCUGUAUACACGCAACAAAGCAGAGUACGGGAAAGCUCUCUCGUCCUCCUCCUCUCUUUCUCUCUCUAAGGUGUUAGUGAGAGAGACUCUGCUUCAAAAAGAUUUUUGGUGAGGAGGAGACAUUAAUGGAGGGGAAAAGGUAUGCGGUGUUGCUGUGCGCAGAGGAUUCCGAGUACGUGAGGAAGAAGUACGGGGGGUAUUUCGGGGUUUUCAUCAGAAUGCUGGCGGAGGAAGGCGAGACCUGGGACGUCUACAAGGUGGCGUCCGGCGACUUCCCCGAGGAAGACGGCGAUCUCGACCUAUACGAUGGAUUCGUCAUCACCGGCAGCUGCAAUGACGCUCACGGAAAUGACGCCUGGAUCCAUCGCCUCAUCACUCUCAUUCAGAAACUCGAUUCCAUGAAGAAGAAAAUCCUCGGUAUUUGCUUCGGUCACCAGAUACUUUGUCGUGCAUUGGGAGGGAAGGUUAACCGAUCUCCCACUGGUUGGGACAUCGGUGUGAGAAGCAUAACCUUAUCAUCAUCGUCGCCAUUGUCUCCGACGUCUCUCAUGUUACCAUCAAAGCUCUCUAUAAUCCAAUGCCAUCGAGAUGAGGUGAGAGAACUUCCGAUGAAGGCAGAGAUUAUUGCAUGGUCGGAGAAGACGGGGAUCGAGAUGUUUAGGUUUGGUGAUCACAUAAUGGGGAUCCAAGGCCACCCUGAGUACACCAUUGACAUUCUUUUACACCUCAUCGACCGUCUUGUUCAACGUGACCUCAUCUUGGAAGCUUUUGGUGUGGAAGCUAGGGCUAAGGUGGUGCUGCGAGAGCCAGAUAGAGAGGCUUGGAAGAAAGUCUGUACCAGCUUCCUCAAAAGUCGCUCAUGACCAUUCAAGAAACGAAGAGAGAUAUUUAGCUUAAAAAAAAAUGGUAUUUUAGAAUUAGUGAAUGUGAAUGAGAAGUAAAAAUGGUGAAUCAUGAGAAGAAAGACGAUUUGGAAGAACUGGAAUAGUUUUGGUUGGGACCAGAGUGUUAUAAAUUAGGCUAAAUUAUACAUGAUGCUCUCAAACUUAA